AUGGUGAACGUCUACCGGGCGCACCAGCACUCCUGCUUCCUGUACCUGGGCAGCAUCCUGGUGGACGAGUACGGCAUGGAGGAGGGCUGCCGGCAGGGACUGCUCGACAUGCUGCAGGCGCUAUGCAUCCCCACCUUCCAACUCCUCGAGCAGCCCAACGGCCUUCAGAACCACCCGGACACCGUGGACGACCUCUUCCGACUCGCAUCCAGGUUCAUCCAGCGCAGCCCCGUCACCUUGCUCCGCAGCCAGGUGAUGAUCCCCAUCCUCCAAUGGGCCAUCGCCGCCACCACCCUGGAUCACCGGGACGCCAACUGCAGCGUCAUGAAGUUCCUGCGCGACCUCGUCCACACCGGCGUGGCCAACGACCACGAGGAAGACUUUGAGGUGCGGAAGGAGCUCAUCAGCCAGGUGAUGAACCAGCUGGGCCAGCAGCUCGUCAACCAACUGCUGCACACGUGCUGCUUCUGCCUCCCGCCCUACACCCUGCCUGACGUCGCCGAGGUGCUCUGGGAGAUCAUGCAGAUCGACCGGCCG
Mesitornis unicolor (brown roatelo) is the source of this 537-nucleotide messenger RNA. It is a transcript of the gene TNPO3, whose product is annotated as transportin 3. The transcript is spliced from 4 exons. NCBI's taxonomy places the organism in Eukaryota, Metazoa, Chordata, Aves, Mesitornithiformes, Mesitornithidae. The record is from RefSeq and is a predicted model, not a curated record. The annotation marks the transcript as partial. Gene Ontology annotation, biological process: protein import into nucleus. Gene Ontology annotation, cellular component: nuclear membrane; cytoplasm.